UAAUCUCUGGCUUACAAAUACCUUUCCAAGUCCAUAAAUGUACGUGUACCGGCGUGUGAUAUAUCGUGUGGGUUUCAUACUAAAAGCUAAGCAUAGUAUAUUUCAAUACAACCGCAUACUUACAUUGAUUUAUUUUUUCCGAAUUUUCAAUAAUAUAAUGUGAAGUAACCUGAUAAAAUAUUACUAACAAAUAAAUCCAAAUGCCUAAAUGGUUACCAAUACAUAGGCUUUUACAACUGAGGCUCACCAGAUAUGCUUGGAUCAUACUAUGUCUUAUAGCAAUCAUACAAUUCUUUGCCACAUACGGGUAUUACAACUAUGAGCAUUUGGAAGAGGAGAAUUUGAACAAAUAUUUGUACAAACAUGUGAACCCGAAAUUGAUGAUCAAAAAAUCAAAACCAGAAUGUAAAUAUGAGGGAAUACUUCAAAGUACAAAAACUCUGCAUACUUGGGAAGCUACAAAGACAUUCAAUGAUUUUAUACCUAAAGGAAUAAUGAAUGGCAGCUAUGCCCCCGAGGAUUGCAACCCUAUUUUCAGUGUUGCCAUAUUAGUGACAUAUAGAAACAGGCAGAGUCAGUUGGAUAUAUUUAUUCCAUAUAUGCAUAAUUUUUUAAGAAAACAGAAUAUACAUUACAAAAUAUACAUUAUCGAACAGCAAGACGACAAACCGUGGAACAAAGGAUUGUUAUACAACAUUGGAGCGAAGCAAGCCAUCGCAGAAAACUUCCCCUGCCUUAUCCUGCACGACGUAGACUUGCUACCGCUAGACGAAAGCAACUUGUACGCAUGUCUGCACCAACCCAGACAUAUGAGCGCUAGUAUAGACAAGUUUAGAUUUGUCCUGAUCUACAAGACCUUGGUGGGAGGUGUUCUGGCUAUUACUUCAGAUCAGUAUAAAAAGUUGAAUGGGUUUUCGAAUCGGUUUCAAGGCUGGGGCGGUGAAGAUGACGAUUUUGCUACACGGAUAAUGGAAAAUAAAUUAAGUAUUUUGAGAUUUCCCAACUACAUGUCGCGUUACACGAUGCUCCUUCACAAGCAGGAAGCAAAGAACUCCGCUCGAUACGACAUUAUGAGCGAAAACACCUCCAAAAGAAACAGCGAACACGACGGCUUGAACUCCGUACACUUCGAGACCAUCAGCGUCAAACCACACCGCCUCUUCACUUUGAUAGGAGUCAGGGUAUGAGCUUAGGUAUACCAAAAACUUUUUCUAAUCUGCAAAGCGAUUCUGGUAUGCAUCAAUCAUUUUAUUACAAUCGCAAUUGUUAUGAUUGGCUGAAUUUAUCGUAUUCUUGUUGCAACAAUGCAUUGUAGCCAAUAGUGAGCGAGCGUCCAUCAAUCAAAGUUGAUUGCAAUCGUGAUACUAGCUGUCAUUUUACCGUAAUCUAGCCCCUGAUAUUUAUAAGGGGAUUAUGUAUAUCAUGAUUUCACACACUAAAUUGAUAUCAAAAUUAAAGUAUGAUUAAAUCUAAUAAUGAUGAUUUUAAUGAAUCAUAUUUUUAUACACUUUCAUUGCCGAAAUGCUCAAAGUUUUGCUAAAAAAUAUAGAAUUGAAAACACCAAUAUUAAUAAAAUUCAAAUUUAAUUCAUACAUAACCAAAAUCUUAUGGGGUCUAUUAGAUGUGUUUUACUGUCAGUUUCGUCAGUUAUCAUUAACCUACAAUUUCGUGUCAUCAUGACUUGCAUCAAUCAUUCAUCAGCUAUGACUAUUGAAUUGACUGAUGCAGAACCCACUGUUUAUACUUACAGUGUUUUAAACUUUUAAUACUCAAAAUCUAGCAACAUUACCAAGAUGUUCCUACCGGGAUCCAUACCCACUAUCGUUUGGUAAGGAUCCACAUUCUAACCCCUAAAUUAAAAAAAACCUUUAGUCAGUAGGAUAAGAAAGACUAACAUCAGCGUAAAAUGAACCUAAAAAUCCUUGAUUUAAAGUCAUGUAUUCAGUACCACCGAUUUUUGUUUCUUAAGGUCCCUUGGGACACUAGCAACGAAUUUGAACUUUCGAACAACGCUAUUAAGGUUUAUAUUACUUUGACGUUAAAGUGAUUCGAUUAAUUAUCGAUUCUAUCGACAUGGGCGAGAAUUAAAACCUCAUACUAACACUACUAACAAAACUUAGCAAAAUACAGCCUAUAUUCAAUAAACCACAGAAUACUAAUGCUGAGAUCUAUAGAGUGCACUUUGACUGGCUUAAGACACGGUUAAAACGAGACAGCGCUAUACCGCUGGCAUGAAUCUGUCUCACUUUAACUGAAACUUAAGUCUAAGCAAAGUCAAAGUGCUCUCCAUAGAUUUCAACCUAAGUAAUUACUAUGCUAAGAAGUGACCUUCAUUCCCUCCGCCAAAGUGAUGGCACGGCUAUCUUUCCUUCCUAGCCUAUCGUUGUCUCGCUCAAACCUCAGCCCUACAUACAACAAAUCAACUUGUGUGCGGACAGGCCGGUGUACCGGUAGUAGUGAUAUGUAAUUAAAUCAGUUCGAUUGUAUGGAAUGAUGGGGGUGUGAUAAAACGGUCACCUUUGACCCGAGUAAGGGUAUGACUCAACUAUGAUUUUAACUUACAGGAAACUUUGAGUGAGAUUGUUUAGACUUUAGUCAGGAAACACCAAAUAGAUUAAUUGAUAAAUAUUCGCAUUAUGUAGGUACCUAUAAUAUGUGUGUGUGAUUAUAGUACAUAUAAAAUUAUAUGUUACCAGCUAAGCCUAAGUUUAAUACAGACUAGUUUGGCCUAGGCAAAACUUCAACCCAAGUUUAAUGCAAGCUAGUUCUGCCUAGGCAAAAGCUUAACCUGAGUUUACUACAAUCUACUUUUGCCUAGGCAAAUGUUUAGCCUGAGUUUAAUACAAACCUUUCAGGCUUGGUUGGUAACAUACUACAUUAUUUUAACCUCAUUUUAACAAUUAACGUUACUUUAAAAUUCAAAGUUUUCACAGUUAACAAUUAUUACUUUAAUUAUUGUUUAUAAUGGUUUAGGUAGCUGUACAGUGUGCUUCAUUUUUGGUGUGAUCUUUCUAUUAAAAUUAAUAAUUUAUUAGUCCAAAAAAAUAGGUAGGAUACCUACCAAUAGUAUUUAUAAUUUUUGUGAUAGUGUUUUACUUCACAAAUUAUACUUUUAAAAUUAGAAAUAUAUUAAAAAAACUGCUUUCUUAAGAAAAAUGUCUCUUACGACAGCUUUUUUCUUCUCUUUUGGUUGAAUACUAUCCAAGAUAAAUAAAACACACUGUAUUAUUGAAUUAUUUGCCAUUUAUAUGAAACUAACAUUAAAAAACUGGACUGUACCCAUGGUUUAACCAGCUAAAUAUAAGUCAAACCAGUCAGUUUAUGUUAAUUAUAGUAAGUUAUAAAAUCAAUCAGAACUGGCGAAUUUCAGUUUUAGGGCUAUAAUAUACGUCUAGUAACUCAAUCUUUUAUUUAGUUUUUUAAAACUUAGUUAAAAUUAUUAUAUGUAUAGAUUAUUUGUGGUUGUGUAGUUGUGGCAGCUUACCAAAAAAAACAUUAAUAAAUUUACACCUACUUAAUUUUUUUUUAAAUUAUUUAUUGUUUCAAAAGUUAAAAAAGGGUCGAAAUGAAACGAAAAAUUAGAGAAAACUUAAUUUUUAAUAAAGAUUAUUAAUUAUUAUGUAUUUCAAUUGGAUCCAGGAUCUCUAAUUGGUUUAACCAUUAAAUUACACUGCCUUUUUUCAAAAUUAAGUUAUAUUCUUAUCGAGUAUAGUUUAUUUGUGUGAUAGUAGUUUCUUAGUACUGAUUGUGUUUUAGCAUUAACUUUAUUUAAGUUAUUGUAGUUAUGUUAGUAUUGUUUUGUUCCUAAAUAUACCUACUUAUUUUAAUCAAUUAGGUAUUAAGGUCAUAUUUAAAUGUGGAUGCAUGUACAAGUAAAAAUCAAUAUGAAUGGAACUCGUUUUUGAUCUCGAAUAAAAAUAUUAAAAACAAGU
Maniola jurtina (meadow brown) is the source of this 3932-nucleotide messenger RNA. RefSeq names its product beta-1,4-N-acetylgalactosaminyltransferase bre-4-like. Lineage: Eukaryota; Metazoa; Arthropoda; Insecta; Lepidoptera; Nymphalidae. The coding region runs from base 201 to 1187 and encodes 328 amino acids. The transcript has 4 exons. The record is from RefSeq and is a predicted model, not a curated record. Gene Ontology annotation, molecular function: N-acetyl-beta-glucosaminyl-derivative 4-beta-N-acetylgalactosaminyltransferase activity. Gene Ontology annotation, biological process: carbohydrate metabolic process; glycosphingolipid biosynthetic process.